AUGAUCUAUAUCCAUUGUUUGGUUGGAACGAACCAGUUCCCACAGAAUUCAAAGAGAUAUUUUCGAAGUGUCUCUAGAAAGAAACCGAAAUCCCUCACGAUUCCAACUCCAGGAAGUGUAGUAGCACCCUAGAAGAAUCCCUAAGUAUUCUCCACAUAAACCCCUAGUCGUCGAUGA
Paramecium tetraurelia is the source of this 177-nucleotide messenger RNA. RefSeq lists its product as uncharacterized. NCBI's taxonomy places the organism in Eukaryota, Ciliophora, Oligohymenophorea, Peniculida, Parameciidae. The record is from RefSeq and is a predicted model, not a curated record. The transcript has a single exon.